AUGGAGGAUAUCGAUGGAUUGUUUGAUUUCCUUGGGCCCGAGAAAAGGCAAGCAGACGAAGUGGAAGAAGACAAACAAAUUGACGAAUACAUGGCCAAGAGAAAGAAACAAAUAGAAGAGAAGUACAAAGAUUUCAUGCCCAACGACACACCCGCGCCAGUACUCGAGGCACAGUACCAGGGGUGUAGCCACGACAUCGCAGUCCCUGAUGGAACAACUCCAACAGAAGUAAUGUACAACCCUAAAUACCCUGAAAACCCAGCAAAAACGUAUCCUUUCACGUUGGACGAUUUCCAGAGACUUUCUGUCUCAUGCAUAGCUCAGAAUGAAAGUGUUUUGGUUUCCGCGCACACGUCGGCUGGUAAAACAGCUGUUGCAGAGUACGCGAUUGCACAGGCACUUAAGAACAAUCAACGAGUUAUUUAUACAUCACCAAUCAAAGCUCUCAGUAACCAGAAGUUCAGAGACUUGCAAGAACAAUUCAAAGAUGUUGGGCUUAUCACUGGUGAUAUCUCGACGAAUGAAACUGCAUCCUGUUUGGUCGUUACUACAGAGAUUUUGAGAAACAUGUUAUACCGCGGAAACGAUGUGAUGAGAGAAGUCGCUUGGGUCAUAUUUGAUGAAAUCCAUUAUAUGCGUGAUAAAGAACGAGGUGUCGUCUGGGAAGAAUCUAUUAUUCUUCUCCCAAACAAUGUCCACUACGUUUUUUUGUCGGCGACCAUUCCAAAUGCUCUUGAGUUUGCAAAAUGGAUCGCCAAAAUCCACGACCAAGUGUGCCACGUUGUUUACACCGACUACAGACCUACCCCAUUGUGCCAUUACCUUUUCCCAAUUAACGGAAAUGGAAUUCAUCUGGUUGUUGACAAAGAAUGCAAAUUCAGAGAAGAAGGAUUUUCAAAGGCUUUGACUGCACUGGGCCUUGAUGCUGUUGGAAUUCAGACAAACAAAGGUGGGAAGUCCUCAGCGAAGAAUGACAUCCUGAAAAUCAUUACAAUGAUCAACAAAAACAAUUUGGCGCCAGUCGUUGUCUUCUCGUUCUCUCGAAAAGACGUGGAGGCUCUUGGAAAAUCGAUUAUGAGAUUAAACUUCACCUCGGACGACGAGAAAGCGCUCACCACCAAAAUCUUCACAAAUGCCAUCCAAUGUUUGAAAGAGCACGACAGAAAGCUUCCCCAGAUAACUGAGAUAUUCCCACUCUUGUUACGUGGUAUUGGUAUCCAUCACUCGGGGUUACUCCCCAUUGUCAAAGAAGUUGUGGAGUUGUUGUUCCAAGAAGGGCUUUUGAAGUGUUUGUUUGCAACUGAAACAUUUGCGAUGGGGUUGAACAUGCCAGCGCGUACGGUUGUAUUCACUGAUGUGAAGAAGUUUGAUGGGAAACAAUCGAGGUUUUUGAGACCAGGAGAAUACAUUCAGAUGUCUGGACGAGCUGGGCGGAGAGGAAAGGAUGAUCAAGGAACAGUCAUAUUAAUGGUCAAUCAAAAGAUUGAGCCGAAUAUUUUAAAGAACAUGGUUUUCGGUAAAGCAGAGCCUUUAAUGUCUUCAUUCUAUUUGGGAUAUAACAUGUUGCUCAACUUGAUGAAACUUGAAGCAUCGGAUCC
Entamoeba invadens IP1 is the source of this 1598-nucleotide messenger RNA. Its product is annotated as DEAD/DEAH box helicase, putative. Lineage: Eukaryota; Evosea; Mastigamoebida; Endamoebidae. Gene Ontology annotation, cellular component: nucleus. The annotation marks the transcript as partial. The transcript has a single exon. The record is from RefSeq and is a predicted model, not a curated record. Gene Ontology annotation, molecular function: nucleic acid binding; RNA helicase activity; ATP binding. Gene Ontology annotation, biological process: maturation of 5.8S rRNA; RNA catabolic process.